AUGAGCUUCCCUUCUCAACCCCCUCACAUAGUUCUUGUUCCGAGCGGCCUUGGACCGUUCAACCAUUUUUUCCGACUCGCCGUCAUGCUCGCAUCACGUAACUCUAUCGUUACCUUUAUCAACCUUCAAUCUCAAGAUCCUUCUCCCGAGUUCAGUCCGUUAACUACUUUCUUCAACGACCACCAAGAAAUCAAUCGCCUUGAUUUUGAUAUUCGUUCAUUGAACGCUUCCAAUUCAACUACUACUAGUGAUCCUUUCAUUAUGCGAUAUGAAGGCAUCAAUCGCUCGCUGCCCUUAAUCGGUCCUACCCUCUCGUCUCUACUACCGCCAAUUUCUUCAAUAUUUUCCGACUUUGUCAUAACAGCUACGCUUACUCAACUGACUACUGAUCUCGACAUCCCUCUCUACAUCCUCUCGACCACAUCAGCACGAUUUUUUUCCACCGUUGCAUACCUCCCCAUCUUGUUGUCAAAAGAUUCUUCUAAAUUUAGUAAUUCAUCGGGGAAUAUAAGAAUCCCAGGGCUGGAUCCCGUGUCAAACGAAAACAUUCCUCCUACAUGGCUGGCAGAUUCGCCCUCAAAUUAUCUGUUAGCAGUUUACCUAUUACCAAAUGCUCAAUCCCUUCCAAAAGUAAAGGGUGUCCUUUUGAACACUUUUGAUUGGUUUGAACUAGAAACAAUCACAUCUCUUAAGAGUGGCAGAGUACUCGAUAAUCUCCCACCUAUUUUUCCAGUUGGACCGAUAGAAUCCCAUGAUCUUCUCGAGAAAGAUCAUCUUUUUUCGUGGUUGCACGAUCAAUCUGCAGAAUCAGUCGUUUAUGUCAAUUUCGGAAGCAGAGAAUCCAUGUCGAAAGAUCAAAUUAAAGAACUCGAGAAUGGGCUGCAAAUUUGUGGGCAUCCAUUUCUAUGGAUUCGAGAAUUUUCGCACGAUUCUUUCUUGAUCAUGACCAAGAAUGAGAGUAAAGUAAUGAAAGGAUUGAAGAGCGCGCAAAACGUUCUAGCACAUCACGCCAUAGGAGCGUUUGUGAACGAAUGUGACUGGGAAUCUGUAAUGGAUGCAGCUCGCCAUGGCGUACCGAUGCUGGCAUGGCCACAACAUGGUGACCAAAAGAUGAAUGCAGAAGUUGUAGAGAAGGCAGGAUUGGGGGUUUGGGUUAAGGAGUGGGGCUGGGGAGGGGAAAAAUUGGUUGCAGGGGAGAAUAUAAGUGAAAUGUUGAAGGAAAUUAUGGGAGAUUUGAAUAUAAGGUUUAAGGCUCAAACAGUGAUGAGAGAAGCAAAAAUGGCUUGUGAAAAUGGUGGGAGUUCUGAGAAAGCUUUGGGAGAAUUAAUUGAAAUGUUGAGGGGGAAAUGGAAGUUAGGAUGA
This is a messenger RNA of Fraxinus pennsylvanica, 1362 nucleotides long. The record is from the annotation of a GenBank genome assembly. Lineage: Eukaryota; Viridiplantae; Streptophyta; Magnoliopsida; Lamiales; Oleaceae.